CUGCUACUCCCGAUGUUCCUCUGUGUUUGGAAUACGGACAGUUUAAAGGCAACGCGUUCGGGUGUUCGGGAGCUCUGGCCGGGGUGAGCUGCAGUAGUAUGAAAACGAGUAUGUCAGAGAAAUUGUGAUCAAUCAAGAACUACCUGAAAUAAAACCGGGUCACUCACAAGUCGACACGUAUAAUUUUAAAGACGAUUGUCGCAUAUACAGCUUCAGGCUGGUGAUUUUUCAAUUCUAGGGAUGAACGAGACAAUCAGAACCGGUGAUGAACAACAAUGGGUGUAUGUAUGCUUUAGGCAACUCUUGCUAAACCUGCGUUCUCGAAGAAGUCAACAGUAGUUUUCGAAUUGGACAGACAGCAGGAAGGUUUUAAAACCUCAUUGGUAAUUUUCGGAAAUAAAUCAGAAUGCAUCGCGGGGGAAUGAGUCGCCGUGAUGGCGACCACUCUAUCGUUAGCGACGAAGAUCUUGAAAAGAUUGCUGCUUAUUUUUGGAAUGCUAUCAACACCCCGAGGGGCUUAAUCCAGAAGGUUUGGUUUGACCUUAUGCUCCAUCUCGGUGCCGAUGGCAUUGAAAACCAGCACUCAAUGAGAAAAGAGUCCUUCAUCUUGUUAAAGUCGCAAACAGAUGGUCGACGACGUUUACAGUGGAAAUGGAAUGGUAUGAUACGAGGAUGCCCUAUAUUUGAUGAUCCCCCAAAUCCACUUUGUCCAGUUAAAACGUUCCAGUUGUACAUGUGUAAACUCAAUCUACAGUGUCCACACAUUUUCCAGCGGCCUCACGAAAAUGUUGUCAAAACUUCUCGAUUCUGGUACCACAUGUUUCCCUUGAACUCAACAAUGUUGGCGUUAAUGAUGUAUGACAUCUCAAAGGAAGCGCGUCUCUCCAGAGUUUACCCUAACUUUUGCACUCAGAUAUUACCAGCAAAGGACAAAUUUUAUCGUAUUUUCCGUGAGUCGUGGACAAAGCUGGAACGAUACCUAGUGGCUCCUUAUGAACGUGAGAGUGACGGCCGGCCGAUCGCCCCGUUCAAACUGUGCCAGCAGUGUCUUGUGCCGGUUAAAAGCAAUAAAAAUGACAAAAAUAACGGGGCAAAGGGAAUUCUGUGUUCUGUAGCUUGCUAUGAAGCUUUCAUGCGGGCGAAGGAGUUGCGACAACAACAGCCGCCUCCACCACCUCCGCCACAACUGGGAAUGGGACCUGGGGGUCCUAUGGGAGUGUUCGGGAGCCCGGGUUCCUCAAACGCACGUGGGAUGCCUUCGAUACUACGCAACAAUCGAGCAAUUCUGCCAACGGCGCCUCCGCCCGUGCUUGGGAAAAAUCUACCGCCUGAAGUAUACAAGUUUAUUCAGCAGGUAGCACGAAUCCAAGCAUGCGGCUAUCCCAGGAUGGAUGGGACACCAUUGCUGUUCAAAGAAGACUACAGUCCAGUCCAGGCUGACAUCCCAAAGGAUCUGUAUGACCUCACAGUCGCAGUGCUCAACUCGGGCGGUGGAGCCGGAGCUGGAGGAGGGCCUAGCAUUCCCGGAACAAAUAUGUCCCAAGUGGGAAGGUCUCCGAUAACUCCGAACUCCACAUUACCUAGUAUACUUCGGCGAUAAACUGAACUAGAGAAGACUGUCGCCGACAUGCGUUGCAAAAAAGUGGUGAUUAAGAAGUGCAAAAUAAAAUAAAAUUCAUAAACUACCGGAAUCACCUGCUACUUCAAGAUAACGCGUGCUAUGAUGCUCUCAAACAGGGGAACUUAUCUAUAUCGGUGUUCUGUAUCCUAAUCUGAAGUUAGAUUACAGAAAGAAAGAGUGUGCAACAGUUAUGAGAGUGCAUAGUAGAGGCAGACUAUUGUGUUUGCUGCACAAGAUAAAUAACCUAACUUUAAAUUAUGUUCUAAGAUUGUCGUACAGUACCACAGUUGCUUUACGAGCAAAGAUAUGAGAGCGGUGUGCCGAUGAUUUCUGGGUGAAACCCUUAAUGGGCCGUUUAGUUAAAGAGCGACUGCUAUCGAUAUUAAAGACGUAAAUGGGGCUACUAUUAUUAGAAAGGGUAUUAUUAGGCGUACGCUUAUCAUGUCACACGAAUGAGCGGAUUCCAUUGCGUUUUCCCCCAAGCCAAUAUCAGUUGGUUGCUAGUAUUGAACCCUAAUAAAUAUACAAUCAAUUACUCCAACCGAAGAAGUUUUGAUAAUAUGAAUAUAUCGAAGCCCAUAAAAUUGACAUAUGUUUAUAAUUUUACAAAUAUUCAUAUAAAUAAAAAUGAAGAAAUACCAUCUAUUUUAGUUUGUAUGCACACAUAGAACUCUAAUAACAGAACAGCGUGAAGUAUAUGAACCUGUCCUCAGUUCAGCUUUUGUGAGGCUGACCUUCAUCCAUGAAUGCGGAUUAGUGUAUUGCGGCAUGCUGUAAAUACGAUGAAUGAGUUCGCGUGGCCCAAAGUAUUAGUAACACUGUGACUAAAGCUACAAUACUUUGCAAGGGCGAGCGGAGAGCAAGAAUAAUACGUGACUAUAUCUGUAGAAAAAAUAUAUAUAUGAGUAAAAUGUCCGAUUUAAAUAACUAACACAGUUUGAAUAGAGCCUGUGCUCUAUACGCACCUAAUUGGAUUCGAAUAUUAGUAGAGAAAUACGUUUGAUAUAUACUUUUUUUUAUAUACUUAUGCAGGCAUUUUAUCUACGAUACGAAACACGCGGGAAAAAAGAGUAAAUAAAGGAUUAGCAGUAACUCACUGCAAAUCAGG
Varroa destructor (honeybee mite) is the source of this 2729-nucleotide messenger RNA. RefSeq lists its product as uncharacterized. Lineage: Eukaryota; Metazoa; Arthropoda; Arachnida; Mesostigmata; Varroidae. The record is from RefSeq and is a predicted model, not a curated record.